AGACAGACGUUAGCAUUGUUUUUUUUUUUGGCGGACAGGGGCACUUCAUCAUGCGACGAGUUAGCACAUCUGCCUCAAAGUUCUGAGGACCGGGUUUCAAAUCCCAGCCCCGCCUCUAUGGAGUUUGCAUGUUCUCCUCGAGCCAGUGUGGGUUUUCUCCGGGCACUCCGGUUUCCUCCCACGUCCCCAAAACAUUCAUGGUAGGUUGAUUAAGGACUCUAAAUUGCCCGUAGGUGUGAAUGUGUGCGCGAAUGGUUGUUUGUUUAUAUGCUCCCUGCGAUUGGCUGGCAACCAGUUCAGGGUGUACCCCGGCUCUUGCCCGAAGAAAGCUGGGAUAGGCUCCAGCACGCUCGCGACCCUAGUGAGGAUAAGCUGAACGGAAGAUGAAUGAAUGUAAUAAUAUGACGAGACGAUUAUGCAUUUCUAUGGUUUCACAGUCAUAACGGCCCUAACCAUAACUACAAUGUGGCCCGUGAGUUUGACAUUAAAAGCAAUGCAUUCUUUUGUUGCAGAUGAUGCCUUCCUUGAUAGAAGAGAAGGAAGAGUGUCAUGUGACAUGUCAGACAUGCAAAAAAGGUUGAUAACAUUCCAUUCUGGCUUCCAUGUUGCACUCAAGCUGCUUCCUGACGAAGACGGCUGUUGUUAUCUCAAAGGGCAAAGUGUCACAGUCUCCUCUGAGACAUGACAAGUGAGCUGCAGAUUUCUUAACAAAAGUUUGGUAGCCUUUCGCACAUGAUGGCGUCCACGGUGUCACCUGUACCCCGUGCCAUUUUUGCCCCCUCUCCGCCCCCACUUCUGGACUUCGCUCUGGGUGCCUUGGCCUGCUGCGCGGCCUGUGUCUUCACCAACCCUUUAGAAGUGGUAAAGACCCGUCUGCAGCUUCAGGGAGAGCUGCGUGCGCGGGCCACCUACCAGAGGCACUACCGUGGGGUCUUGCAGGCCCUAUGGGUGGUGGGCCGUACAGACGGGCUCCGGGGUCUUCAGAAGGGGCUCUCUGUCGGUUUGAUCUACCAGGGGGUUAUGAACGGCGUGAGGCUGGGCUCCUAUUCUUACUGUGAAGCUCUGGGCAUCACGUCUUACCACGGAGGAAGUGUCCUAUCAGGGGCGGGGGCCGGGGCGCUUGGAGCAUUCAUUGCCUCUCCUGCCUAUCUGGUGAAGACACAUCUGCAGGCUCAAACAGUAGAAGCAAUAGCUGUGGGCCAUCAGCAUAACCAUGUGGGAGUGUCUGAUGCCUUUGUUACCAUCUAUAGAAAAGAGGGAUUCAUUGGACUCUGGAGGGGUGUGAAUGGGGCCGUGCCUCGCGUCACGGUUGGUUCAGCUACUCAACUGGCAAUCUUCACCUCGGCCAAGGAGUGGGUGUUACAUUCCCAGUGUUUUAGUCCCAGAGCCAACUGGGUUGUGGCUUUGAUAGCGGCCAGCAUCAGCGGAGUUGCUGUGGCGAUCACCAUGACACCCUUUGAUGUCAUCAGUACGCGGCUCUACAACCAGCCGGUGGAUGAGUUUCACAGGGGACGUCUCUACAACGGUUUUUCGGACUGUAUGCUGAAGGUCUGCCGAGCUGAAGGCCUGCUCGGUCUGUACAAAGGCAUGGGCCCAGUGUUUCUGCGCUUGGCUCCACACACAGUCCUCAGCAUGCUCUUCUGGGAUCUGAUGAGGCAACACGCUGUGAAAAACAGGCAGACCCAAGGGCAGGGCUGAAUCCACCCAAAUACACGCGACAAGCAUUGCAACAUUGUCUAGACAAUGAACUUGUAACUCAGAACAACUGUCAAAGGAAGGAAGGAUUAACAAAGAACUGCUUGACCAACAAUGAACUGUCAAACGCUUGAAGUGUUUUGUGGCCACUCUGAAUGUUAAUAAGUGAAUAGUAACACAGUUACAGCAAUCCCCAAGUUCUUCAUAUCCUGGCCAAAUUUUGUCUUU
Molecule: messenger RNA, 1923 nt
Organism: Phycodurus eques (leafy seadragon)
Lineage: Eukaryota; Metazoa; Chordata; Actinopteri; Syngnathiformes; Syngnathidae
Gene: slc25a34
Product: solute carrier family 25 member 34
Exons: 6
Coding region: 733-1698 (321 amino acids)
Source: RefSeq, a predicted model, not a curated record